CUACUGUAAAUGCUGUAUAGACAAUCAUUCUGUACAAUACAAUAAUUAUAGUUCUACAACUGUUUAUAACUGUUUAUUAAUACUCGCAAUUCUAUAUCUACAAUCUGUAGUUUCCAUAUUUUUAACUAUAUGUAUAACCUGUACAUAGCCUGUACACUCACUACAGCUGUAGCCUGUACAUACUUAUAGUUAUAGUAUAUUUAUAACAUACCUUCAUGCCGUGUACAUUGUACCAUACCUUUAAUAGAUCCAUAUUCUGUAAUAUAUCUAUAUUAUUGCUAAAGCACUUUGUGGAUGGAUGAAAACUGCAUUUCGUUGCCUUCUUUUGUGUAUUUAAAAUUAUUUUGUUAUAAAUGGUUCCACAAAUUAUGUGGACAGACGUUUGAUCUGUUAGGAGAAUUAUUUAUAUAAAGUAAAUGUUUUGUUUUGUUAUUGUUGAACAGUAAAAAGGACGGUUUGCAGUUAUUACAGUUCUCUUUGUUUGAGUCUAAGGUGUUGUUGUAUCCAAAUCAGAGUAUCUAAGAAAUGAAGCAGAAACUGUUGGCACCUGUCCCAGCUUGUUUUCAUAACCUGUGGUUACCGCUCUCGCUCUCUAUAGUGUGCACACACUUUGAUGUUUAAACUGCGGUUUAAAUAAAACUGUAAAAAACUGACUUCUGCCAAUCUGCACUGUGUGUUCUAAGAGGGGGGAGUAGCUCACCAACGAAAGAAGGACUAGACCCCCACUGCUGGGGUAGAGGGCUGGCGCGUUGUAGUAGCGGGCCUCUGAGAACACUGUUCAGCAGUGUUCUCACAGCCCGCUAAAUGCAGAAUAUUUCCUGUGGUUUUAGCAGAAAGCAAAGCUGCAAGAAAGAAUUUGAUGAAACUGCUUUGAGAGUUUUGCUGUAAUAUUUUUCAGCUGUCAUGGCACACCACGUGGAAAUUCUGCAAAAUUUUAGUUCACUCUUAUUAGCCGUGAGCAUCAUCCUGCUCAUAACCCUCUUCCUCGUUGUGCAAUACGUAUUUGACAUGGAUUAUUUUUGCUCAUGCUGUCCGGGUUUACAUGUAAAUGAUGCAGUCUUCAUGGCUGUGCCUCCUUUUAUCCUCAGCCUCUCUCUAAGUUUAUCAGACUUAGAAACAAUGAAUAGGAAGGGUAGGCAGUUAAUAGAAAUCCCUCUCUCUGGAUUCAGCAGAGACACAUAGACUAGCUGCCAUGUGCUUUCAUACCAGACCCAAUGGUUCAAAUUUGCAGAGGCAGUGAUGAAAAGUAUUUUUGGGUUUAAAUUAUAUUACUAAAUAAUGACAUGAAACUAUCUGCAUUCUGUGUAUGACAUAGAAUAUAUUAUGUUUUCAUAGACUACAGAUAUCAAAAGUGAAAGUAUAAAAGUGGUGGUUGUAACCCACCCACCUAAAAACCCAGCAGACACAAUAAAAUCCCUCUGUUAUCGUAUGAAAAACACUCUCACAUUAGCAGUACACAAAGCUGGAUGAAACGAAGUCUAAAAGCUGAACUGUUCUUCUACUAACUACAUCAAGAGUUUUUGACUUACAUUUUUCAGCAAGCAUGACUCACCAUAUCGAGCUUCUUCAAAAACUUUUUUCAUCCUUAACUAAGGCUGUGAGCAUUAUCCUGCUCAUAGUCACUUUCUUCGUCCUUCAGUACUUAUUGGACAUGGACUAUGUUUGUUCCUGCGAUCCAGAUUCACAUAUAACUGGUGCAGUCUUCAUGGCUCUCCCACCUUUAAUCCUCAGUUGUUUAGUCACCUUAAUUGAGUCUUUCUACAAAAAGACGAUUUAUUAUCAGCGCUAUUGUAGUUGUGGUAAUUACAUGCAGCUUUUUGGCUUUUUUUUGGCCAAAUAUCUCUUUCUGACUGGCAUUUGGGCAGGCGCUGUUCUGCUUGAGGGUGACUGGUACAUCUGUCUGAUAACAAACAUUGGUAGAAACCACACAAGAAUCGCUUGUAAGGAGAAUCUGACAAAUGAGGAAAAGCACACCAAAGCUCAAUAUAAGAAUGAGUCAGUGGACAUUGGCUUUGGUGUUUUGAGUGUGCUUUUCAUUAUUUGGAAUAUCUACGAAUUUUGGAAACCCAUUUGUAUUAUGAGACGGUUCAACAAGAACUUCAAGUCCUCAGGGUGCCCCUCAUACUACAGAUGGGUGUACGAAGAACUUCUUUCAGAGGAGGUGAGCAACCACUUGAAAGAGGAGCUCAAAAAUAUAGCAGAAGAAAAAGCAAAGAAACUCUGUGAAGGAUUCUUGAAUCGCAUUCAAAAAGCUGAGCUGCAGACACAAACAGGAAAUCACCAUAGCAACAAUUCCACUCAUUCUAACAGUAAUGACGAGCCUAAUCCCAAUAACAGUGAAAUUGACGCCGUUAGUACCGACACCCUCUUUCCCAGGAGUGAUGCCGCUAAUCCUAACAGCAAUGCUGACCAAAAUUCAGAAAGUGACAUUUUGGUUGCCUGGCAUAUAAUUUCUGAACCAUAUUUCUACCUGAACGAUUACACUCAGGCGGGGCAGAGCUGAAAACAAUGUUACUGUGACCAAAAUAAGCUUCACACAGACUGUUGUUGGUUCUUGCAUUAGUUUCCAUUUAGUUUAAAAAAAACUUUAAUGCUUGUUUCAAAGUCUCUGCACGCUCUGUUCAGUACGUCCUCGAUACGCUGUUCUAAUACUGGUGAACCUGCUUUUACCUCCAAGCUGCUGAAACAAUGUAAUAAAUCACAUUAUAUGGUGCUUUAACAUUAUCAACAUUAUCAGAAUUUAAAACCAAAGACAUUCCUAUUUAUCCGUGCCAGUCAGUCGUUAUGUUUGUUUUUACUAUUUUACUUUAAAUGUAACAUUUUUUAAAGUUUUUAACAGUUUUACUUCUACUCUUUUUUAUUGGUUUUGUUGUGCGGUUAUUAUCAUUUUUACUGGUGUAUUGAUAGUGUCAGUAAGGGUCUUGUCAACGUUCUGUUUAUACAUUUAAAUCAAGAUUUAUUCUCUUGUUGCAUUUGUGUGUUUUUUAUAAAUCACUGUUUUUACACACAUGCAAUAUAAUAAUAUUUUAUUUUCUUUCGUUCACUGAACUUUGGAAUAUUAAUAGAAAGCUACUUACAAAGGUCUUACUCUGGCUCUUUGACUGGCAGCUGAGUUUUAUAUCUUCCUAUCAGGUUCAUUUAAGUGACUCUUUAACUAUAUCUAUAGAUAAACCAUCAUGGCACAGUCUGAUAUUAAUGUAAUAUGUGUAAAGUGUUAUUAGUAAAUACAGAGAAUUGUAUCGUCAGAUAGAAAUACUGACAAUGGUAACAAAGUCUGUGUGAGUAACAGCUUUGUAGCUAAAUUCAUUCUCUUUUCUUCUGUUCAACAUUGUCAGCUGAGCAAAUUAAACAAAUAAAUGUCUCGUACUUCC
This is a messenger RNA of Oreochromis niloticus (Nile tilapia), 3371 nucleotides long. RefSeq lists its product as uncharacterized. Bases 1544 to 2503 code for a protein of 319 amino acids. NCBI's taxonomy places the organism in Eukaryota, Metazoa, Chordata, Actinopteri, Cichliformes, Cichlidae. The transcript is spliced from 2 exons. The record is from RefSeq and is a predicted model, not a curated record.